Molecule: messenger RNA, 926 nt
Organism: Owenia fusiformis
Lineage: Eukaryota; Metazoa; Annelida; Polychaeta; Sabellida; Oweniidae
Source: the annotation of a GenBank genome assembly
GUUGGAAUGGGAGUUGCCAUUGGGAGCAUAGCAGUCUACUACAAUCUCCCUAAAUCUAAACCAGUUCUUGCAACAAUAGAUUAUCUUGCAAAGGGAAAGAUCUACAAUAUGGAUGGUGACAAAGAAAUAUUGGCUAGCACACUGUGGAAAGAUGGCGGGGCAGUCAUUAUGGCAGUAAGGAGACCAGGAUGAUCCAUGUGCAGGGAGGAGGCCACAAGGCUUUCCUCCUUGAAGCCUGAUCUUGAUGCUCUAGGUGUCCGGCUAGCAGCUGUUGUACACGAGAGGACAGGGGUCUCGGGCUUUAAACCCUACUUUGCAGGGGACAUAUAUUGGGACAAAAAACGCCAUUUUUAUGGUCCACAUGAAAGGUGGGCAUCAAUUGGUGAUCUGUUAAGACUAGAUGUAAUAUCCAGAGGUAUUGAUAUGUACAAAAAAGGAGUUGAUGGGAACUUAAAAGGAGAAGGUCGAUUACUUGGAGGGUGCUAUGUGAUUGGUCCAGGUGACCAAGGUAUUCUGUAUCAGCACCAGGAAAACUCAUUUGGCGACACAUCAAAUACGACUGAAGUUCUCGAGGCAGUAAAGAAGAUAACAUCAAAAUUAUAGAGAAUAAUUCAGAUAUUAUAAUUGUUUAAUAUUCAGACAUUCUGUAUAUGAUUUUCAUAAUUCCAUUUGUGUUGGACAUUGGGAGAAACUUUAAAGUUUGUGUGAUUUGUUUGCCAAAGACUUGUGAUAAUUACUAGUCAACGAAUGAACAAAAGUGAUCUCUGAUUUUAAGUGUUCACUGGUUUAUUAUUACACACAGUUUAUUACUGAAUUCCUUCUCAGGAUUUUUUACAAAAAUCUAAUUGUAAGCUAAUUAUGAACUGUUAUUCCAAAGUCGUGCAUUUUGUUAAUUGGAAUUUAUUAUAUACUGGUACAACAAUAUU